Harpegnathos saltator (Jerdon's jumping ant) is the source of this 3903-nucleotide messenger RNA. Its product is annotated as cytochrome P450 9e2. Gene Ontology annotation, molecular function: oxidoreductase activity, acting on paired donors, with incorporation or reduction of molecular oxygen; heme binding; iron ion binding. The coding region runs from base 221 to 1843 and encodes 540 amino acids. The transcript has a single exon. Lineage: Eukaryota; Metazoa; Arthropoda; Insecta; Hymenoptera; Formicidae. The record is from RefSeq and is a predicted model, not a curated record.
CAUCCACUGUCAACGACGUUGUUGCUGCGUUACAUAUUUCGUGCUGUAUUACCUACUUGAACUUAGUCGAUUGCAUCAUAAAAGAACAUUUAACUAAGUUUGCUGUUUUAUUGGAGACUUUAAUUGCUUUCAAACUCGUAGCUUUAUACUCACGAACAUAUUUCGAUUGAACAUCACGCAGUAUUGUAUAGAUAGUUCAGUGAGAACAGAUCCAAUCGACAUGGUGUACGCGAUCGGCUUGUCACUGAUAGCCGGGGCCUGCGGCCUUUAUUAUUUCUUCUUCAAGAACCUGUAUCUGUUCAAGAAUUAUAACAUACCGUAUUUGAGACCUUGGCCAUUGGUGGGUACCAUGGGACAGUUGAUCUUCGGGAGAACCACGUUAAGUGAAUUCGUGAAAAUGACGUAUGACAAGUAUCCUGCAGCCAAGUAUAUUGGUAUAUACGACUUUCACAAGCCGUUGAUAAUGCUUCGCGAUCCUGAUCUCAUUAAGUCCAUCGCGAUCAAGUACUUUGACAUAUUCCCGGGUCGUCGCACCUCUGUCGAAUAUGACCAGGAUCCACUCGUGUCCCAGAACUUGUUCUUUCUAUAUGGCGACAAGUGGCGAAAGAUACGAGCAAUACUGUCUCCUUCUUUCACAUCUAGCAAGAUGAAAACCAUGUCCAAGCUAAUAUCUGACUACGCUAUCGACUUCACCAAUUUCCUAGUGCAACUGCCACCGGAGAAGAAGAUGGUGGAGGCACAAGACAUCUUUGCGCGCUACACCACUGAUAUAAUCGCCACUUGCGCGUAUGGCAUCAGUAUUAACUCUAUGCGGAAUCCAAAGAAUCUUUUCUACAUGUUUACAAAUGAUAAAACUUUUGUGAAAAAAUUCAGCAUCCUGAAUUUGACUAUAAACAGAUGCUUCCCGUGGCUAGCGCGGAUACUCAAAUUGAGGUUCGUUAACGAGAAGAUAAGAAAUUUUUUUCAGGAUCUCGUAGAAACUUCCAUCAAGACCAGAAUUCAGAACAAUAUAGUUCGACCGGAUAUGCUGCAACUGAUGAUGGAAAGCAGAGACCAGAAAGAAAACAGUAUAAAUUUAACGAUAGAGGAUAUGGCCAGCCAAGCCUUUGCUUUCUUCCUUGCUGGUUUCGACACUAGCUCAAUAUCAAUGUGUUUCAUCACGCAUGAGAUUGCAGGCAAUGAGAACAUACAGAAAAAAUUGCAGAGCGAGAUUGAUCAGGUGCUGGAAGAUACAAAUGGCCAAGUUUCAUAUGAAGCUAUCAACGACAUGGAGUACUUAAAUGCUGUACUGAUGGAAAGUCUGAGAAUGUACCCUCCUUUUGUUCUGAUUGACAGAAAAUGUGCGAGAGAUUUCGAGUUGCCGCCGACGUUAACAAACGCGAAACCCUUCAUAGUCAAAAAGGGACAAGACGUUUUGAUCCCGAUAUAUGGACUUCAUCAUGAUCCCAAAUAUUUCGAGGAGCCCGAGAAAUUCAAUCCCGACCGGUUUGUUGACGAGCAGAAGAAACAUAUUGACAAAACGGAGGCUUUUUUGCCGUUUGGUUUAGGCCCUAGGAAGUGCAUUGCUUAUCGAUUUGCCCUGAUGCAAGCAAAGUUGUUAUUAUUUCACCUACUGGCACGGUGUGACCUUUUGCCUUACGAGAAGACUCAAAUUCCGCUCAAGUUUGCCAAGCACAAUGUCAUUUUAAAAACUGAAGAUAAAUUAUGGCUGAAAGUGGAGCCGCGGAAGAACCCACAUCGCACCGUCGUCGUCAACAUUGUAAGCGGCACGCAUGAUCUAGAGGAGCAUCUUCAUGGAUUUGAAAACCUUGAAGAUUCGUGUAAAUGGUUCGAUGAACGCUGACAAUAAAUCUGAGACCAUACGUUUUAAAUGCGGAUAAAAAUUUAUGAUGGAAAACAAAAAAAAUGAUAAAGUUAAUAGUAACUAAAGAAAUUCACUUAUAAUAGUUAAUCCUCGAAGUCUUAAGUGGAAAUGCGCUUUUGGAAUGUGGUUUGCUGCAAUAAAUAGUCCUUCAGGUCUAUAUUUAGAAUCCUAAACGUUAGCAGAUACCUUUUAUUCUUUUUGUAAAUUAAAAAAAACAUUGAUGAAAACGUUGAUAUAUCAUCGGAUCGAAUAAGCGUUUGACAGAGUGAUGGAUUUCAAGAAAUGAAGGAAAAAAGAAAUAUGAAGAACUAUCUAUUGCAACAAGACUCAUUCGAAAAGCACAUUUCUGAUCAUAUUUCCUCCUCUAGUCAGUGAUAUUAGAAAAUUGCUUCAAUGUCAAGGUAUUAACUCUAAAAGGCCCGGAUUUGAUUUGUACUUCCCUAGAAGGACUGUAGGAGCCAAUUUGGCUCCAAGCAUACCGUAAGUAACAAAUAGAAAGAAACGAAACAUAUAAGUAAUUAUAAAAUUUAACGUUUUAACAAUAAUAUCACUAAUUUAUUGAACAAAAGUAACUGUUACUUAUAUUAUAUUGGAUUUUUGUUUAGUCUUUGGUAAAAGACUAAACGUGAAAUACAACGCCGUUAUGUAUUACAGGAAACAUUUGUACAUAAUUUCUUUGUAUAUUUACCGCACACAAAUUUUUUACACGAAUGACAUUUUCCAACUUUGUGGUUCCUUUUGCAGUUUUUUUAUUUGACGAAAUGGUCGUUUGCCUGAAGCAUCGUCGGAUUCAGUUUCUUCUCUGAUUGAAUCAAAAUUUUGAGACUUUCGACUUUGGGCAACAUAUGAGGCAACUUUACCGCCAAAUUUUGUAAAAAGAUUCUUCUUCAUAUUUUUUUACAUAUAACUUCCUUGUAUAUAAUCCAUGCAUUUAUCCAAAGUAAUUCAUGCAAAAUCCCAAAUAUUAUGAAAAAUAUGAACUGGCCAACGGCGAGAUGGUAUAUUUGCAUAUCUGUGUAUACAUAUGUAUGUAUAUAAUUGUUUCUCAAGCAAACAAGAAGAUAAAUACACAUAAAAAUAUUUACUUAUCUAAUUAAAGUCAUAAACCCGUAAAAUAUAUAAGAAUGCAAUAUCAGAUGUAAGGGAACCAAAUUGGCUCCAACGAUUCUUCUAGGUAGACAAUUAAAUAAAAAUUCAACCAUCUUAUAUAAAUGAAAAAUUUUUUUACCAAAAUUAAAAACAUGAAAAAUAAUGAAAAGUCACAAACGGAUAUCACAUGGAGGCAAUGUUGAAAAAAGUCACAGCUUGAAUUUCGUGACAAGCCAAAUUGGCUGUCUCGCUCUUUCUGGUGUUAAACUAUCUUAGACAUAACUGUGUAAAAAUGGUCAAUUUUGCAUGUUAUUGCAUUUUCAAAUGACGGGACAAAUUCCAAAGGAAGAUAAAGAGCUGUCUGAUCUGUAAUGAAAUAUAAUGAGAAGAUAAUAUUCGGCACUUACAAAUAUAUUGCUUCUUAAUUAUUUCUUAUUUCCUUACAUGUAUGCUAAUUGCGAAUAGGUUUAUAUCCGACACGUCAUUCGUUGGAAACAUAUAUUUCAUAUAAAAACACAAUUAUCAUUUAUCGUCAAGGAAGCAGAAGAAAAGACAAGAAGCGUAAAGACUGGAAAGUCGGUAUCAUCUUUCGUUACAACUGCCAAUUAGAAGUCAUCAUCGUGCUUAAUAUUUAACAAGAGCUAUGAUCACAUCCUGUGUAUUGUCAAGUGCGAACGGUCUUGCAUAAAAUGAACAUUGCAUCAAACAGAUAUCUUUUUCUGACUCCAAGAGUAUAUCUGUUAGAUUAAAUUAAUAUUACUAACACAAGCGAUAAUAUAAGAUUCUCUCAUUAUAAUCGAUAAUAUUGGUAUGACAAAUGUCUGUUAAGUAAUAUGUAGAUUCCGACAUGCAAGAUGUGCCAUAUUUUGAUAAAACUAAAAAUUCCGACAUGCAUAUAAAGGCGUUAAAUGUCAUCAAGAUUUCGAAUGAAUAAAAGAAUAAUAAACCAA